Molecule: messenger RNA, 993 nt
Organism: Tinamus guttatus (white-throated tinamou)
Lineage: Eukaryota; Metazoa; Chordata; Aves; Tinamiformes; Tinamidae
Source: RefSeq, a predicted model, not a curated record
AAAAGGAAAGAAGUGAUGAUUAAACCAGUAGUGCAUAGUACUAUCCGUGUGCCUUCCAGAUGGCAAUGUUUCUAUAAUAAGCCACGUAAUAUCAAUGUUUUCACCAAUGGAGAGAUGAUCAAGCCACCUAUAAAAUUUUUAAUACCAAGGUUUACUCUGAAAAACUGGAAUUGUGUCCUUGCCCUAAUUAAUGAAAAAAUGCUUCUUCGUUCAGGAGGUAUUAACAGGUUGUACACGUUGGAUGGUCGUGCUGUGGAAAGCUCAGAUGGCUUAGAAGAUAAUCAUUUUUAUGUUGCAGUGGGCAGAGAAAAAUUUAAACCAUUACCAUACUGGUGUUCCUCUAGGUCGGAGAAGCCAAGGGUCAGAAAAUCCUCCAGUAGACCUCCAAUAAAAUCUACUAAAAGUGCAAAAAUAGAAGAUGAGAAAGCACAGAUUUUGAUGACAGACACAGAUUUUGAUGACAAAAGUAAGAAGGAAAGUCUUGAAAGAACUUCAGAUCUAGCACUUGCUAAAGCACCAAGUAUCUUUAGAGCAGACGAACCAAGAGAAGAAGUUCAAGGAGCAGAAGAAGUACAGGAUGACAAAAAUGUGAAAGUGGAAGUGCCUAUUGACCAGAUCCCAGCUGAGAUCGUACAAGAGGAAGAAAUUACAGCACCUAGCAGCAAUGCUGUGGAUGAGGUUGAAGCAGAUGCCUUGGCUGAUUCUGAAGAACUUCCAGAAAAGUCGGCCCAGGCGGCCGCUCCUGGGUGUGUGAGGCGGCCCGUGUCCCGUGUCCGGCCGGCGCUGCGGGUGCCCCCUGGCACGGCUGUCCGGGUGCCCAUGUGUUGGGAGGAAUUGCGGGAUGUGUCGGGAGGAAUUGCGGGAUGUGUCGGGAGGAAUUGCGGGAUGUGUCAGGAGGAAUUGCAGGAUGUGUCGGUUGGAAUUGCAGGAUGUGUCGGGAGGAAUUGCGGGAUGUUUCGGGAGGAAUUGCGGGAUGUUUCGGGAGGAAUUUGA